ACCCUGAUUCCCUUGCUGCACCUUUUGUUUGUUCGCUUUGUAUUAUACAAUAAUAUUUUUCUUCCACAAACCGAAAAAAACAAAAACAAAACAAAAGCAACGCCAUUCAUGCCAUCGCCUUUAGCGCCCACUAGCCGACUGCCACCAGCUUUAGAUAGCUUUUUCUAAUACGACAGCUAGAUCAACAUGCAUGUCUCGAGAAUCGUCACUUUGAUUUUCCAGACGCCACCUCUCAGAUGAUGCCACUGCCAGGGGUCCCUGCGGCUGCGUGGACUGUUCCCUCACUUUAUUCUCUGCCUCUGCUCUUCAGUUCCCCCUUCUCAUGUUCUCUCUGCCCUCAUUAUUUCCCAAUUCCUUCUGUGCGUUUGGUUUGCCAGACAACAGUGGAAAUGCAGAGCAAGUGAGAAGAAACUUGGAAUCUCACCACGGCUGCCUCCGCUCCUGACCCGAAAUGGAUGGUGAUUCAGGUCCAAGCUUGUUUCCCCUGCACCGCUGCAAAAUUCUUCACCUGGUGAGGCAUGCACAAGGGAUUCACAAUGUAGAAGGAGACAAAAACUAUGAUGCAUACUCGUCCCCUGAAUUUUUUGAUGCACAUCUUACGCCACUAGGCUGGCAGCAGGUUGACAAUUUACGUGAAUAUGUUCGUGCAUGUGGGAUUUUCAAGAGAAUUGAUUUAGUGAUUACUUCUCCUUUACUAAGGACUUUGCAAACUGCUGUUGGUGUGUUUGGUUGCGAGGACUGUCCAAAUAGCCUGGAUGUACCACCACUAAUGGUGGCAAAUGCUGGAUGUAGUGACCGCAGUGCAAUUUCAAGUCUAAAUUGUCCACCAUUUAUCGCAGUAGAACUUUGUCGGGAGGAGUGGGGAUUUUACCCAUGUGAUAAGAGAAGAAAUAUAACUGAUUAUCAGUUGCUGUUUCCUGCAAUCGAUUUUUCACUGAUAGAAAAUGAUGAAGACAUAUUGUGGAAGGCUGAUGUUAAAGAGACUGGGGAGGAAGUUGCAGCGAGGGGAAUGACGUUCAUGAAAUGGCUGUGGACAAGGAAAGAGAAGGAGAUAGCAAUUGUUACUCACAGUGGCUUCUUGUUUCAUACACUAAGUGCAUUUGGAAAUGAUUUGCAUCCUCCUCUGAAGAAAGAAUUUUGUGAACCUUUUGCAAAUUGCGAACUUCGUUCUUUCGUCAUUGUUGACAGAAGUAUGACAGGGUCAGACAUCUCAACAACUAAUUAUCCAGGAAAUAUUCCUUCUGGGCAAGAUCAUCCUAGCGAUAGCAUGGACGAGAAAAAUGCAGAGAACAAAAAAGCACCAAAUUCUGAAUUUACAUAGGAAAGAACAAAAGAGCAUGAUUCUUAUUCAAGUCUAACUUAUGCGUGGUGGAGAUUUGAAUCUUUUCAACGGGAAAAGUGAUCACUGGAAAUCUUUUUCUACUAGAAGAGGAAUGUAGUUGAGCAUGAGAUGAUUUAAUGAGCAUUGUCCCGGGCUUGGCUUUUCAGAGGGCUAACAAGAGGUAGUUUGCAGUUGCCAACAGACCUCUGUUUAGACCAGUAGCUGAUGGUAAUCUGACAAUAUAUACAUGUAAGUUAGUGUUUUGAUGUAUUUCAGAAGCCUAAAAGCCCUUGGUGAUUUCCUCUUUCUGCCUUGUGCUUUCUCUAGUUCAUUUUUCAUUUUUCCCACUUGUGCCACAUUGCUUGAGAAGCUAUUCUCAGUUUACCUUACAUAGAUGCACUGGUUUUUACUAGCA
Messenger RNA from Malania oleifera, 1736 nucleotides. RefSeq names its product phosphoglycerate mutase-like protein 1. Gene Ontology annotation, cellular component: cytoplasm. Lineage: Eukaryota; Viridiplantae; Streptophyta; Magnoliopsida; Santalales; Ximeniaceae. Gene Ontology annotation, molecular function: phosphatase activity. The transcript is spliced from 10 exons. The record is from RefSeq and is a predicted model, not a curated record. Bases 452 to 1321 code for a protein of 289 amino acids.